GAUAAUAGGCAGUUAUAUCAAAAAGUAGUUCACAAUAUCCUAUGACCUCAGUGGCUUUUAUUUGACCCUAUUUUGUUCUUUUCGAACACCAAACCAAACCACGCCCACAGACCUUGGGCUCUAAAUUUACAACGAGGACGUUCUACUAGUAACUUAAUCCUACGUAAAUACCUGACAUGAUUGUAACUAGAAAUUCGAUUUUAACGUUGUACGGCAGCAACAACCUUACAAUCUCCUGUGUGUGUAUAAUUUAUUUAUCAGGGUUCGCUCACACACAAAUGCGAUUUCGUUCGUACAGUGCAGGGAAUACCCUACGCUCGAGAUCUCUAUGUAUUUUCAAAACACUUCCGCAUGUGGAUGUGGAUGCACAACUUCCCCCAUUUUGCAAUACCAUCACAUUACCACACUCCACAUAUUCGUUAGCUGACUGGAAUUAGGACAUCAAUUUUGCCGCGAUAUUGGUGAGAGAACUGACCAGAUUUUGCUGUUUCUGCACACCUUAGCAGGAAAAUUAAACGUAUGAGCUUCAUCGGGGGAACUAGUAGCAGGAAUACGGGCUGGAGAUAAUCAUUACAUGAUGACUUCGACAUCGGAAAUACCAGCGGAAAUACUUGCUGGAGUGAAGCAAGCGCUUGGUCGAAACUAUGAACAUGGUCCAAUCAAACUGGUCAAGAUGACCAAAGGCACUGAGCUGGAGGAUAGAGUAUUGGCACUCACUCAAUACAGGACCUAUAUCCUACUCUUCACAGCAAAGCCAAAGAUCGAGUACAAAUUCAAUCAUCUUGAAAUCGAUUCGUUGGAGAGUGAGAAGCCACUCAAGCUGAAGUUUGGUUUUCCAAAGGAGAAAGAUCGUGAUAAAUCUCACAGCUUCCUGAUGAAGACUGUCAAUGACUCUUUAGAUGUUGUCGAGUUCAUUUUGAAAUCUCUUCAAAGGGUAUUCCCCCUCACAAGCAUGGAGAAACUGAUCAGACGGAUCCACCUGGAGCCCCAGGAGCGUCAGAGCCACAUGGAGGCGAGGCUCAAUCGUAUGUCCAUCGUGGAGCAGGGACCCUGCGGUGGGUUCAGCCACAUGUACAAGUUCAUGUGUGAUUACUUUGAUCUGCCCUAUCUUGCUGAAGUAGCUUGGGAUGUGGAUACCAUCUAUCUAUCUCAAGAUUGUAAAGAGCUGAGGAUAAAUGACUUUGACGACCUAGAGGCAAAACACAUGUUGCCUAUCAUAGCAGUACUAAACUACAACACAUGGUUCACACAUCUCACAGUGGUCAACUACAAGCUAACAUCAGAAGCCUUGAAGGAGAUUCCUAAAGUCAUUCUCACGUCACACACUCUGGAAAGUCUAACUCUAGAUGGGGUUGGAUUGAAGUGGGAUUUCUUGCAAGAGAUGAGCAUAUCUCUGACAGCAAACACAGCAUCUAACCUCCGCAGUAUCAACCUCUCCAACAACCCCAUAGAUGAUAGAGGGAUACGUCAUCUGUGUGGUCCACUACAGAAGAUGACCCAUGGUCUGGUAGAACUUAGACUGGUCAAGACUGGGAUGACCGCUGAAGGUGCGUCUCACCUUGGCAAGGCACUUGGAGAGAACAACUUCAUUCCUACGACACUGAAGGUCUUGGAUCUAUCAGGCAAUGCCUUCAAGGAUGCACAGCAUGGGUUCAGCAAUUCUUCUUCAUCAUACUCUUUUAGCCGUACCCAGGGCAAGGCUACCAGAAAAUCCGCCUCUUCUCUGAUCUCCGGUUUGUCCAAAAAGCGAGUGACGCGCAAGGGUAGAGGGAGUGUUUUUCUCUCUUCAUUUUCUUUUUGCAGUUGUCAGAACUUGUACAACUUUCUGUACCAGUCCAACAACAUCACCCAUCUGAACCUGGCAGACACGGAUUGCUCUCUCAAUCACAUCUUUGAAGCGCUUCACAAAGGCUGCUUCUUAAGCAUGGUUCAUCUCAACCUGUCGGGAACCUUUGCUCAUAGUAAACAUCAUUCCGCAGUGCCAAGACAAGUCAAGAACUUCUUCACCUCAGCCAGAAGCCUCAAGACUCUCAACAUGUCCAGGAAUAGAUGCCCUCCAGCACUAGUCAGAGAGAUCUUGGAAAGCAUUGGUUACAACAAGGACCUGGAGAGAGUAGAGAUUGAUCUAAGCAGCAAUGAGCUUGGUCAAGAAGGAGCUGAUGCAAUCAGUAGCUGUAUCUCAAUGCUGGACAACGUCACAACACUCAAUCUCCGUGACAACAGCUUCAAUGUUGCCAUGGUAUCGCUGGUAGCCUGGAUGGGACAGAACCGCUCCUUAGAGUCUGUAGACCUCAGUCAAAACAUGAACCCUAACAGCAAGAAAGCUGACAGAGAGAAGGUGGUGGUUGCUCUGGAAGAAAUGAUACAAAACCCAGACCUGCCUCUUCACACCAUUCAACUAGCCAACAACCGAUUCCGUUUGGAGACUCAACAACUGAUCAAUGCUUUAGGCAGUAACACAACUUUACUGUCUGUGGAUCUCAGUGGCAAUGAGAUGAAAGACAUCGGGGCUCGACUACUUGCCAAAGCUCUCCAGAUCAACAACAAACUACAGGUGGUGGUCAUUGACAACAACAGCAUCGGUGUACAAGGUUUUCAAGAUCUAGCUCAAGCAAUGGAGAGGAAUUUCACCAUGAAGAAGAUCCCGAUUCCUACAUCUGAUAUGAUAGCAUCAAUGGGGAGGAACCACGAGAAGACUGAAACAGCCAUCCAGAAGAUCCAGGAAUACCUUCAGCGUAAUCACAGUCCAAGGAAGUUCUCUAACAAACAAGCUUUCCUCCUGCAAAGAGGAUUCCUCUACACAACAGCUCACCAGAUGGUAGACAAGUUGGUUGUUCACAUAGAAGACAUGGCUACAGAACUCACCCAGAAGUCGGACAUGGAACUCCAAGAAAAGAUCAGCAAGGCUAGAGGUCUCAUUGAUGAUGCCAACAACUCCAAGAAGAUCUAUGACAUCCUGCAGAUGGUUGUAGGACGAUCAAACGACGAGGAUUUGACCGAGAAGCUAAGAUCGAUUGCUUGCCUCAUAGAAUCAGAGAUGGAAGCACGUCUAGAGCUUACUGCCAAUGGCAUGGUAGACGGGACCAGCCAACUAUGUAGCUAUGUGAUGCAAGAUCGAGGUCUGUAUGAGAAGAUAGAAGAUACUUGUCGUGAGCAUUACAAGCUACCUCAACGCUUCGUAGAGGACCUUGUGGAUCAGAUCGGUGCUGAGACUAGUAAUCAAUGCAGUGAAGCUAACCUAGCUAUGGCAUCCUUCAUAUCAGACUCCAUCUUGGAUGAAAUCAUUGAGCAACUCUCCAGUGUGGAAGCAGAGCUGUCUGAUGAACUCAAGAAGUUCCGAGAUGAUGUCGCCAACGGGACAACGGUCCGAAUGGUGGACAGCAUAUCUGAUGAGUCUAUAGACAUGGAAGAAGACGAGAAAGAAGAAGAGGAGGAUGAGGAGGAGAAUGAUGAAGGAAAGACAGAGGAGGAGAAGGUGGUCGAGAAGGAGAAGGUGGAAAUCAAAGUUGAGUCAGCUGACGGAGAUGAUGCUGAUGAGGGAGCCCUUCCGAACGGUAGCAUGGAGGAAUCGAAAGGAGAUGAGGACACUGGGGCAAGCAGAGAAGGACAAGAUUUGCCCCUACCUAGCCCUCCACCUAUGACCAAGAAGCACAAUAUUCGAAUCCAGAGACACAAGAGCAUGAAGCGACCUGUUUCUGAAUUUCAACCUGCGAUCACUCUGACUGAUCUAGAUGUAGAUGAGGUUGCUAAACCAGAUGAAAGGCUGAGUCCCAGUCCUCUAACGGACAUUCCCAACCUACCGGAACCUAACACGUCGCAGACAGAUGGUGGCCUUCCUAUCACUCCUGUCACUAAGGGUCCCCCUUCAAAACGAAAGCAAGAUCCUCCUAAGCACAAGCCUAAUUCUAAACCCAAGCGCGUUGAUGUUGACUUUGAAGCUGUAUCAUGCCAGGCAGCUACAACUCUUCGGGACCCGAGAGUUGAUCGUCCUAGGGUUAGUCGUGCUUUCAGACCGGAGCGUGCCCGCCCUCCUCGUCGUCCGGUCAACGCUAAUCCCAGCCCGGAAGCCGUGGUAGAAGAGGAGAGUUUGGAUGAUCUAUCAGCUAUGUUUAGCUCACCUAUCGUUGAAGGGUUUGAACCUAAUGAGAGCCCAUCAUCUAGUCCAGCAGGAUCACAUUCUAAUCUAUCUGACCCUAAGAAAUCAGAAAAGAAGAAAUUAUUUGGAGGCUUGUUUACCAAGAAAAAUAAAGAAGACAAGAAGGAAAACAAGAAAGAAAAGAAAGAAAGUAAGAAGGAAAAGAAGGAAAGAGAGGAGAGAGAAAAGAAAGAAAGGGAGGCGAAAGAGAAGAAACAAAAGGAAGAAAAGGAAAAGAAAGAAAAAGAAGAAAAGGAGAAGAAGAGCAAGAAAAAGGACAAGACACCAAUCUCUCCUUCCUCUUCCUACAAAAGUGAGCCAGCCUUUGAUGACAUUGACCGAGCUAGUAAAGCAGAGCCCAAAUCUCCUCAUCUCGACCUGUCUUCCACACUGGACUCUACUCACGAUGCAGGUGCAGGAAAGGGGAAAGCAGAACAUGAGGGAGACACUACUGAUGCCCCUACCAAGCCUGACCUGACAGACGACCAACCUAAAGAUAAGAUGGAUGAACCUGCUGCAGUGUCUCCCAAGCUGAUGCCCAAGGUAGCACUGCGUCCCAAGACCCAGGUCAACUUGUUUGGAGCUGAUGUCAUGCAGCAGAUGAAGGAGAGGAAGAAUCUGAAGCCGUCUCAUAAUGAGGAUGUAAAGGAGAGUCCUGAGCCAAAGAGUCCACCGGCAGCUCUCAAGCCAGCCUUGCGGUCUUCCCUGCCCACUUCUGAAAAAGUAUCCCCCAAACCCCUGGUCCUUCCAACGUCUCCAUCAAGAAAUCCCUCAUCACCUAACCAAUCCCCAGCCAUGUCUCCGCUCUCACCUACAUCCUCAUCACCGAGCCCGAUAUCACCAAGACCGGUGUCCACGUCGCCCAAACCAACCCCUGUUUCCAGGCCCAUACCCAAACCAAGGAAGUCAGAACUCCCAGCAGGUGCUGAUGCAAAAGCACCGGUAAAGGAGAUGAAAGAGGAAGAGGAGAAAGAGAAGGAAGAGGCUGCAAGGUCAGGAUCUGCAAAGAGCACAUCCUCGAUUUCUGGGGAGAAGGCAGAGGCUGCAAGGUCAGGAUCUGCAAAGAGCAGAUCAUCGAUUUCUGGGGAAAAGGCAGAGUCGGAUACUGCAAAGAUCGACAGCGAAGAACAGCCACCUGCUGCUGUAGUAGAUCCCAAGCCCCACAAAGAAGAAGCAGCUGAAAAGACCAAAUCAGAAUUGGAAGAAAAAGCCUCAACAGAAAAGAAGCAGGUGGAAGAAUCUGUCCUGAACCAACUAGAGGAUAAACACCAAGAUGAGAAGAAGGAAGAGAGUCCAAAGAAGCCUGAUGAAAAGGAAGUAGUGCAAGAAGAGAAACUACAGGAGAAAACACCAGGAAAGGAAGAGACUCCUGUUGUUAGUGUAGACAGGAGUAAGUCUGCUGAAAGCGAUGAAACAAAGGCUUCAGAAAGUGCUCCUAAGGACUCUUUUGUAAGAACAGGUUCUACAUCCAGUGACAAACCCUCUUCAUUGAUCUCAUCAGGGAGUCAGAACGAACCAGAGAAAAAGAGUGAACCUAUGACCACGCCAAAGAGAGACUCAACUAAGAGCGCAUCCCCACCCAUUGCCCCCAGGUCAUCAAUUAAUGAUGGCUCAACAAAGAGAUUGUCUUCAAAACCCAAGCCUGCAGUAUCUGUUAGACCUGUCUCCACCUUCCCCUCCAAACCAGUGCAGCCUCCGCCUAAACCAGAUGGCGUUGCUGACUUUAGGAAAUCUUUGAAACCUGUCACGGCUAGAAAACCUGAAGUUAAAGAAAGAGCGUCUCACAUAGGACUGGUCAAUUCAGGUCCCAAAGAGAGCAAUGGUGAAAGCAAUGAGAACAUACCAAGGAGACCAAGCGAUAUCAAGAAGAGAGGUUCAAGGACGUCUAUCAAUAACGGACAACCUCCAAAUGAUUCCGCUCCAAACACAGCAGCAGAGACACCGCUCAAAGAGGAAAGUGAAGACAAAUCAAAAGAAAAAGAUGCCAUCUUUGUUUGAAAGACUAGUCUUGUUUUCGGUCUAGAGGGAAUAGGCCAUGGACCUACUUAGGAUAGUUAUCUUCACAUAGAUUUCAGGGAGGAACUUGUCUUUGGAGCAGUUGCUGUUGAUUGUGGUCGAUUGCAAAUGUGUCAACCAGUCAAAAGUUAUGAUAUAAGUGUAGAAGUAGUGAUUUCUUUCUGGAACUGGAUGAUCCCUGUACCAUUACAACUAUGGAAAUUAGAGAAUUCAGUAGUCAUCAGGGUUAAUCUUCACGUUUCAAAGACAAAUCUCAAGUCAUCUUUAACUCUUUACCUGCUUCUCUAGACUAAUGGAACAAUAUUGAUUGCCAUAGUCAACGUUUGUCACACAUGCAGUGAACGUGUGUAAUAUAGAAGUGUACUUUAAUCAAUGUGGUAGUCUGGAGCUUUGUUCCAUGUCGAAUAAGGGGUUCAACUUGAGUGAAGAUUUCAUUUCAGUAGCCAUUGGUGCAACUCUAGUAGAUGUUUGAGUGGUUUUAGAAGCUGCUUGGUUUAUUCAAGAUGGUGUAGGGGUCAUCGAUUAUAGAAAUUUUAUUUGGUGGAGAGAUUCCUCUUAGUUGUUUUAAUUUGUAAAGAUAUUUGAUAAAUCAUGAACUGUUGUUUAAUUCAUUUGUAAUGAUUAUUGUAAAAACACAAUCAUCCAUGCCGAGAGAGAUUAUUUAAAGAGAUGUCUAUUACGAGCAACUCAAAUCAUGCUCCUUUGCAAAAGUAUCAUGUUAUUCAAGGAAAUAAGACUUGCAUGUAGUUACUCUGUCAUAAUCAUAUGUAUAUACAUGUAGGCCAAUUACUGAAAUGCUAAAGGCCUUCUUUGUUGGCCAGUUUAAAUGAUUUAUCAGGAUAACAAGAUAAUUUGGGUACUGGUUUCUAAACAGAUCAUGAUUUAUGGGAAUGAGUUCCAUUUUGAGAGGUUCCGUCUCAAAGAAUGACACUUUGUACUUAUCGAUUCAGUCUUUCAAAUGUUUUAUAUUUUGAAGUGUAUAUAAAACACAUUCUUGCUUUUCACGAACAGUUAUAAAAUGAAUUGAGACAACAUGAUUCUUUGUCAUUGUAAUUAUGGCUUUGAAAUAAGCAUGAUUGAUUUGGGCAAGGAGACAUGCCCUGUAUUAAAGCUCUGUUGUACAGAUAUUUAUGAAAUUCUAUUUUAUAAAUUUUUGCUUUGUAGACUGAGUUAUUUUAUAAUUAGUUUGCAAAAAUUAACCAAAUAUUUCUCAGUGUUCCAAUUUUUCACCAAAAAAAAUGUGAGUCCAAAUAUAGAUACCUGGAAAGCAACAUUUUAUUUUUCCACCUGAAUUUCCAACAAUGAUCAUAUUGUGUAUCAGGAACUUGCCAUUUUGUUUAAACUUUCUUUUAUAUUUUUUCAAAGAUUCUUUUGUAUUUAUGACUCUAUUCUGUUAUUGAGGAUGAUAUAUCUUUCCACAUAAUCUCUCUCAAUGGUUGUAAUGCCCAUUUCACACACGCUUGAGGAAUAUAUGAGCCUGCGAUAUUCAUUGAGCAUCAUGAAGAUUAUUUGUUGGUGAUAGUUUCAUUGUUAAAAAGUAGCCAAUUUCUUCCUUUGUUAAGCAUGUUAUAUAUUGUAUCACACAUGCUUUAAAGAUAGUUGCUCCAUGCCUGAUUUCUGUUUAACUUCAACAUGGUUCACUAUAUACCAAACACUUGCCCUACACAACUGCAAGCCAAACCCUAAGCCUAAUCUUUGACAAAAUGAAGCCCAGAAAACAUAUUGCUUGAGGAUAUGUUGGAUUACCUGCUGUAAUCACAACCAAAUUUGUUUGUAUAAAGAUAUAUUUUAAUAAUUCUCAUACAAUAGUGAAGCUUUGAUGCUUCCUCAUGUGUAAUAAAGAUAUUGUAUAUUCAAGAUUACUCAAGUUAUAUUUCUCAUAAGGCUAUGUUGGAUAUCGUAUGCUACAAUUUAGCAUCUCUCUGUGAUUUCAUGUCUUUGCUUCAUUUAUUCUCUCAAAUCUUCCAUGGAGGGAUCCGUAAAAUCCUUAGUCUUAUGCCAUAUUUGUAAAAAGAAUAAUUGUUCAUAAUUCCUGUUGUCAUGACAGCUGACAUUUUAAUGUACAGUCAGUGGAUAGAUUUGUAUAUAUUUGGCAAAUAUAAUGUAUUUUACACACUUUAGUUGUUAGAUAAGUCUACCAAAUCAGAUAAAUCUUGGUGGAGACAAGAUUAAAUUACUAUAUGGACCAAAUGGAAAAGGGAUUACUAAUGCCUGUAAAAUGUAUGUGUAGUUAAGCAUUUGUAAUUAGUAUAUGUAGCCUAUUUCACUGGUGAGAUGAAUUUACCAAUAUUAUGAUAUUGCAUGCUUUUUUUUCCCUGUAUUUAUUUUCUUUCUCAGUGAUAAGUUGUAAGCAGAAUAGAUAAAGGUAUAUUAUAAAAAGCACUUUGGGUAUUAAUACACUGAUGGAGAAACAUAACGAUCUCAAAAUGUAUGUAUUUCAUAGUAUAGUUUAUAUAUAUAACAAUUUAUGAAUACUCGAUGACUUUUUGUUUUUAACCAAGAAUCUGGGUGUCAGUAGUUGCUUAAUUGGAUAGAUUAUUAUUUUAUCUUGAUUUGGGAGGAGUUGAUAGAAGCUUUCAUCAUGAUGCUAAGCUUAGGGAUUAUUUUUUGAAGAUGGCCCUAAAUUGAUAUCAGCCCUUCUUAAAGAAUGAUACAGCUCUCACAUGUAGACACUGCUCCAAUAAUCCUUGAUUUACUAAAUUUGUAUUUAAAAGCAAGGUCUUGGCUGAUGAUGCAGUAACCAUACAUGUUUGUCUUUAUGAGCAAAUUAUAUUUCACGAUAAGGCACCUGAUAGUUGUAUUCACUAAAUAGAUUAACACAAUUGUAAUUAGUUUAUUUUUAAUUUAAAAUGUUAUUAUUUAGAUUUGGAAUGUACUUAUCAUGGCAACGCAAAUAGAUUUUAUUCAAAUAUAAUAUGCAAAACUUUGUAAAAAUAGCAAACACUUCAAGGGUAUUAUUGAUAAAAAAGGAACCAGUAUUCACAAAAAUGAAUAAGAUUUGAAUACCCUAACUGAUUGUCAGUCUCUGCUGCUGCUCAGGAAGUUAGAAGGAUGAGUUUCAAAAUGCACAAGGCUUUUCUUGUAUGAAAGUGAAAUAUAUUCCCAUUAAAGAUUACGUUUAGUUCUGCUAUUGCAUUGUGAGAAAAAAAAUUGUGUCACAUACAUAUACACUAAAGCAUACAGAGCAGUAAGUAUGCAUAAUGAGGGCCUUUGUUUGUGUGUUCCCCAAUAUAUUAUAUAUUUUGUCAUUUAUUUUAAGUUGUUCAUUUUUCCACUGAAGUUUCUUUUAGUUUGUGUACUACCCCAUGUUGGGACUGGACCCUGUUUCAUAAAACUUGAUAUCAAUAACUAGUUACAAUAACCGUUAUAAGCUACUGAAAUCAUGGCAUCUGAUUGGCUGAAAGCAAAUUUGUCAUAGAAAGUUAGCAUUUCUUUUUGAUCACAAGUUUUAUGAAACAGGGCCCUGGACUUUAAAUGAAUUCAUGAUAACUUAGUGUAUGUAAAUGAAGAAAAAAAGCUUUUCCAACAAAGAUGUUGAAAUCGUUUGUUUAUAUUCUUUCAUAUUUAUGUACCAUAGAACAUUUAUACUAUAGUAACUGAUUAUCAACUCAAUCCUGUCAUCGAGAUUAAGUCUUUUAGAUUGUUAGGGAUAUAGUUUAUGCAUAUUAAUCAUUGGCAGAAACAUAAUAAUAGAUUGAUAGUUACAAACAUUGCAAAUGACUUAUGAUUCCAUAUAUUUGAUGAUUUCCGUUUUUAUACAUAACACAUUUUCUUUACCAAAUCAAGAAACAAACUCAUUGUAUGCAAUUUAGCACAUUUUUAUCGACUGUAAGUGUAAUAUGAUAAUAAAAUAUGUAUAUUUUUUGUUGUUUGUUAAGAAAAAAAUACAAAUACUUCUUUUCAUGUGUAUUUCGUAAUUUCAUCUGUAAUGGUUUAUUAAUCCUUUAUUGUGGUAUCAUAUUAUAAUCAUAUCUACCAGCCAUGUUUAAUGUAUUUAUGACAUUCAGUCUUCCAACUUUCAUAAUGUAUGUUAUACUCCAGAUGUCAAACUAACAUAACAACUUCCUUAUUCUGUAUACUUCUGUAAACAAAAUUUAUAUGUGAACAAAUUAAUGAUGUGAAAUAAUAUAAUUAAUGUUUACGCAGUAUAAGUCGUUCAAUCCAUAACACACUAAAACCAUGCCAAGCAAUAUUAAGGUAGCGUAGCGAAAUGUUGUGGCACAAAAUGACAUGUCCAGGAUGCAACUGAGAGGCAUAAUAGAGACGUUUGUUAUUUUAAAGUUCUUUUUUGACAUAUCUGAAUGGAAUUUUAGCUAAUAUUAGACCUCAUCGAGAUGAAACAUGUAUUUACCUAUAGCUUGAUCCACAUGGUUGCAUGUACCUAUGUUGUUAAAAAUCAUGAUUUUCAAGAAUUAUGCAUUUUGUGUGCCAGACGCGUCUUUUCGUGCAUCACAUUUUAAGCUACCUAAUGAAUGCAACAUUCCUGAGAUUGUCUUCUGUAAUUCCUUGUAUUAUAAUGUAGCUUCCUUCAUCUCAGUGUUUUUCAGUUUCAUAUGUUUUUCCAUGAUUGUUUCAUUCUUUGUUUAUCUAUUAUAUACGUUCCCAUGAAUCUUGUUAACACAUUUCGUAGAAAGCUGUACAAAUAAGAAUAUAUUAGACAUGAAUGGGAUUAUAUAAACGUGAUAAUUUUGCUACAGAUUCUUUACUCCAUCAA
Molecule: messenger RNA, 10865 nt
Organism: Strongylocentrotus purpuratus (purple sea urchin)
Lineage: Eukaryota; Metazoa; Echinodermata; Echinoidea; Camarodonta; Strongylocentrotidae
Product: F-actin-uncapping protein LRRC16A
Exons: 33
Coding region: 578-6133 (1851 amino acids)
Biological process (GO): cell migration; regulation of Arp2/3 complex-mediated actin nucleation
Cellular component (GO): plasma membrane; lamellipodium
Molecular function (GO): protein binding
Source: RefSeq, a predicted model, not a curated record